AUUUAACACACACACUUUUCUGUAUAAAAAUUACAAAUUUGCAAAUGUAUUUAAACUACCUGCCGCGCUCGCCAUGCAAAUACCUGCAAUAUAUGCAGCAAAUGCGACAACUGCAACUGUUACGGCGGCAUGUAAACAUGGGCGCAAAGCCGCCUAUCAGAGAAUCAACACAGUCGAGGACAACAUCAAAGCAGCUGAAGCAAUUGCUUCCACUUGCUGCAACCCAUACCUACAGCAUGCAGCGCCACUCAACGUUUAGCAGUGAUCAUGAGCAACAGGUAGAUGAUCUGGAUGGUUGCGAAAUAUCCUCUUCUGCCGGCAACUUGGAGGAUGAGCAUAAUUUAUUUUUGAGUGCAGCACGCAGUCCACAGGAGCUAUUGGAUAUGGUUGCCCAAAGCCAGCUAGAACUCCCACAUCGCGUGCAGUGCAUCUCUAUGCUGUGGGCCCUCUAUCAGCAGCUGUCAGGCAGCGAGAAGUCGGAGCUAACUGUCCAGCUGCAGCAGUUGCUUCCCUCCUUUGCAUUCCAUGUAGCCUCCAUGAGCAUGGAUCAGUUGAGCUGCUGUUAUCUGUACCUACGCAAGAUGCACGUGCCUAACAGCGAGCCCACACUAGAGCGUAUACUCAUGCGUGCUCUGGAAAUGAUCGAGUUGGCUGUGGACAAGGAACUGGUGGCAUUGCCCGCGCUCUCCCGUUUGCUGGUGGCUAUCAAUUUGGAACGGGAUUUCUUUACGCCGCUUGUCUGCCGAAAUUUUGUUCCACACCUGGAGCAGCAUGUGACCAACUGUCAAGACGAACAAGACGCACGCCUCCUAUCCACCUGCUUCUUCCAGUUGCAUCCACUUAUCGAUGCAGAAAUGUUAGCCAGAUUCAAGCAACGCGUUACUGAACUGCUGCAGUCUGGGACACUGAGCAGUGCCACGCCCAAGACACUACUCAAAUUACUUCACAUGUUCAAUCAGCCCACCUGGUCACAUUUGAACACAGCCAUGAUACGACAACUGAUGCUGACGCUGAGCGAUUGUGUGCCCACACUGGAGUCGAAUGAUCUGAAGAUCGUCUGUCGCACCUUUCUCCAUCAUCAUGAGCCGGCAGCACUCGUAGCGCCGCUCAAGCAGGCAACGGCUACACUGCUGCAACAGGAGCCAACGGCAGAUGCAUUAUUCUGCGCCGUGCCAUUUUCUUCACUGCAGCAGCGCGACGCCUACAUGCAGCAAUUCCAUCAACUACUUCACACCGAAUCCGCCUGGCAGCUGCCCAACGCCAGCGGACAUUUCUUCAGCGUGCUGCGCUCUCUAAAGGUCGCGGAUGUGCGCUACUGCGAUGCCUAUUGGUCCGCAGUGGCCGACCAGCUGCCAUCCUGCGCCCAGGAGCGGUCACAGCUGAGUUUUCUGCGACAUUGCCAGCGCUACAUGAACUUCAACAACAACCUCGGCGGAACUUAUCGUCAUCAGAAAGUGGAACGUAAGCUAAGUCACCUCUGCAUGGAUUCCAUCGAACAGGAUCUGGCCGGUAGAUUGCCUACGAAAUUCGCCCGUUUGGCUGCCUUCGUGCUGGGCUAUGGCCAUACACCAUUUGAUUGGAAGAAGUUUCCCAAUAUUCUGCUCAGCAAGAUCUUGAGUAUGGCACCACAGUUCACUAUCCAGGAUUGUUUCCUGCUCAGCCGUGGCAUGCAGAUCGCUUGCGAGCUGCGCUUCCGCCAGCAUAUACCACAUGCGCUGGCCAUGCAGCUGGCCACCAUGGACAGCAUCCUGAUUGCCUGUGCCGAGCGACACCUGAGCAACAGCGAAGAGCAGCCCCUCAAUGCCAGCGAUCUGAGCAUCAUUGUGCGCACGCUGAGCCAUCGCAAGACUCUGAAGAACAGCCAGGUGUACAACCAAGCGCUAGCCCACUAUAAGACUCUGCAGUGCAACGAUCUCAAUUCGCGUGUCGUGCGCGAGAUGGCCUACAAUUUCAAUGCCUCGCACUACUAUGUGCCGGAACUGCUGGAGUCCAUGUUCGACUAUGUGGCCCAACAGCACGAGCACAUAACGGGCGACACAGUCGAGAAGGUGCUCACCUGCGCCUACAAUCUGGGCUACACACCUGCUUCCCUGGAGGCAUUGGACUAUGCUGCUUUGGUCCUAAUACGCGACUUUGAUCACAUGAGCGGCUUAUCCUUGGUGCAAUCGUGCCUUGCGCUCUGCUUCUACAAGGCAAUACCCGAGCAGCUGAUCAACCAGGUGUUCUGCGUCAAGUUUAUUCAGCGCAUUGAGGACGAGAUCCAGAUCUGUUACUCAAAGGCCACAUAUCCUGGCAUGGUGCUGAAUCGCGUGAUGCAAUUGAACCGCACCGUUUGCCUGGAUAUGCCCGAAACAAAUGUGCCAUGGUUCCAGCAGAACUACGUGGAGGCACAGCUAAGCAAGAAACACGUUGUACCCAGCGCUUUUAAUACGGAUGUGAAGCAGCUGCUGCGCGAUCUGUUCAAGGAUGAGAACUAUUUUCGCUGCAAUCACACAACGCCCUAUGGCUAUCAAAUAGACUUUGUGAUACACUUCGAUAAGGACAAACGACCCAUGCCCGCGCCAGCCGUUGAGGCCACGAUGUUGGAUCGCAUAACUAAAGUGGCCAUACUUCUGCUCAAACUGGACUCCUUCUGCGAGAACGAUUUGACCGCACUGCGCGGCCCGGAAUCUUUAAAGAUCAAGCAUCUGGAAAUGAUGGGCUAUAAGGUGCUGCACAUUAACGAACACGACUGGAACUCCAAGUACAUGAAUGCGCCAGGCGCCAAGGCAAAUUAUUUGAAAUGCCUGCUGCAAAUAUCGCAUUAGUUUGACCAAUUCAUUAAUUAACUUGUUAAAUUAAGACUUACGUUUAAAAUUAGUUGAGCUGUGCAGUUGUUGAUUAUAUUGUUCUUGUUGUACUUAGCAAAUGACGUCUGUAUAUAUUUCACUAGUCAUAGAAAAGCUUUGAGAUUAGAUUUAAUAUAUGUGA
Molecule: messenger RNA, 2970 nt
Organism: Drosophila navojoa
Lineage: Eukaryota; Metazoa; Arthropoda; Insecta; Diptera; Drosophilidae
Biological process (GO): regulation of mitochondrial mRNA stability
Source: RefSeq, a predicted model, not a curated record